GUCUCCGGUCCACAGCACGGGUUGGAGCCGGACCAGUGUUACCCAAGCGAUGGUCCGCUGCUCCUGGUUUGCGGUUCCGACCCGUGAAACCAUCGAUCCCCCAAUACAUCGAAAGAAAAAAAAAAAAGGCGGCGGCGGCUGUAGCGGACGGUUCCGGCGGCAGCAGCGGCGACCGGCAGCGACGGCGGACGGACAGCUGCUAUGGAGGACGACUGCGGCGGACGAAGAUGCAGCGCGACAGCCUCGCUCGAGGCCUCGAGGUGGAGGCUGCGCUCGCGGCCGAGGUGGCGUGGGAUCUGGGGGAAGCCGUUGCCUCUAUGGCUGGUGACUCCUUGGACAUGGAUGUGGACUCGCCACCGCAUCUUCCCAUGGAGACCUCUGCUAACAAGGUUAUACUGGAUGGUGAAGAACAUUCUUUGGAAGUACCUGCUGCUGCAAAUCCCCUAGAAGAUAGCAGUGAGAGAAUGAAUAGGUUAACUGUUAUGCAGAAAAGGUUAUUGGAAGCAAAGAAGCGAAAGAGAUUAAUUUCAUCAGUUCACAAAUCAAAUUUUGUACAUUUGGAUACUCAGUUAACUAGCUCUCCCAGUCAGACCUCUCCAGUUCAUAAAAGAAGCAAAAGAGUUGGUUUGAAAAAAUCACUGGUUUGGCAGCAUUUUGAUACGGGAUUGAGAGGUCAAAAUCCUGUUGCAGUGUGCAAAUAUUGUAAACAAGUAUAUGCAUGUGAUAGAUCCACUCAUGGAACGAGCACCUUAUGGUACCAUCUAAGAUCCUUAUGCCCAGAAGAGCCACUCAAGGGUCAGGACAUGCAAAGGAAAGGCCAAGGGACACCCAAGCAAUCUUACAGUAUUGAAGACUACCGCAAAGCGCUCGCUGAGAUGGUUAUAAUUGAUGAGAUGCCUUUUAGAUCUGUUGAAGGUGAAGGAUUUAGAAGGUAUUCCAAAGUGCUACAGCCAAGGUUUGAACCACCUUCUAGAAUCACAGUAGCAAGGGAUUGCAUGCAAUGAUAUAUUGAAGAAAAGCCCAAACUGAAGGAGAAUUUGAAGAAUCAUUGAAUGUGCCUAACAACAGAUACUUGGACCUCAAAGCAAAACUUAAACUAUAUGAGUCUAACAGCCCAUUGGAUUGAUGAUCACUGGAAGCUUCAGAAAAGGAUCCUUAAUUUCUGUUCAGUUGCAGAUCACAAGGGGGAGACGCUUGGAAAACGGGUUGAAGAAUGUUUGCUAGAGUGGGGUAUUGAUCGCCUAUUCACAGUCACGGUAGACAAUGCAUCCUCCAAUGACAAGCUAAUUGAAUACUUGAAGGGUGUGUGCGAAGAUUGGAAUGGAGUUGUGUUAAAGAACAAAUUUCUUCAUGUGAGGUGCUGCGCCCAUAUAGUCAACUUAGUCGUGAAGAGUGGACUGGAAGAACAUAAUCACUCUAUCGAGAAGAUAAGAACUGCAGUUAAAUUUGUGAGGUCUUCAUCAUCAAGAAUGAAAAUCUUCAAGAAAUGUGCAGAAUUAGAGAAAAUAUCCAGCAGAAGUCUUUUGAACUUGGAUUUGGAGACAAGAUGGAAUGCUAAUUAUUUAAUGUUGGAGAAUGCCGAAAAGUUUGAGAAAGCUUUUGCAAGAUUGGAAAAAAUGUGCAAGCCAUUCAAAAAAUACUUCCCAGACAGAGAUCCUCCCAGUCCAGGUGAUUGGCAAACUGCAAGGCGAAUUCUGUGUUUCCUGAAACUAUUUGAAAAGGUCACAGCUCGUCUCUUAGCCUCUUUACAUGUAACUUCAAGCAUUGUUUUCCAUGACAUAAUGUUGAUGCGUGCAAAAUUACUUGAGAUUACUGGAGGUGAAGGUCCAACAAUAUCUUCAAUGGCAUAUCUCAUGAAAAGAAAAUUUGACAAGUACCGGAAACAAGAAGGCAAUCUGAACUACUUAUUGUUUAUUGCUGUCAUUUUGGAUCCCAGAUACAAGCUUCAAUAUUUAGGAUUUUGCUUAGAGCUUAUGUACGGACCAGAUGAAGGCAAGGAACUAGCUGAGAAAAUUGAAUCAGCUCUUAAUGAAUUGUUUGGUUACUAUGUUGAAUUAGUUAACGCCUCUUCUUCUAGAAAUAGAGGUUCAAAUCAAUAUCCAGUUCACAUCAAUGUAGAUGAGGAGGAUGAAGAGAAUCCAUGGGAUAUGUUAGCUUCUCAAUUUGAGCGACACAUGGAGGAGGUUGAGAGCGAACCAAAUGAUUCAGAGUUGACAAGGUAUCUAGCUGAUAAGCGGGAGAAGAGAACUAAAGAAUUUGAAAUUUUAUAUUAUUGGAAAGUGAGCCCCAAUAAGUAUCCUAUACUCUCCCUUUUGGCAAAGGAUGUGCUUGAUGUUCCGGCUUCCACGGUUCCUUCGGAGUCAGCUUUUAGCACGAGUGGACGUAUUAUAGAUCCUCUUCGCUGCAGUUUAUCAACUAGCACGGUUGAAGCUUUGAUUUGCUCGCAAAGUUGGCUACAGACAUCCUCUCAAAGUACAGUGAGUGCAAGAGAGGUCGCUGAAGAGAUUCAAACCUAUGAGGAGAUUAGAGAAGAAUUUCUUUCGAAGGACUGCAUAGAUAACCAAGAGAUUGAUUUCACUGAGCUUGAAGGAUAGCGAUUUCUAACAAGGCGUGUAUUGUGUUUCUCACAGGGUAAGAUUUGACUAGGUUGGAAGCAUAGCGUUUUCAUGCAACUAUGGAAAAAAAGUUAAUGGUUCUGCUGGUCCAAACUCCAUGGGCUACCGCAACUGGCCUCAUUGUUUAUCAAUUUGAUUUUUUUUCUUGGAGCUUAUAUAUGUUAAUUGAUCAAUUAUUUUUCUUUUUAUUAUUUCUUGUUCAAUCCAUGUUAGUGUAUUGCUGCAGCUGUAAAGCGACUGACCAAGUAUUCCUGCAGAGACAUGGCACUCGAAUAGUCUGAUGUUAUGCUUUCA
This is a messenger RNA of Panicum virgatum (switchgrass), 2909 nucleotides long. Its product is annotated as zinc finger BED domain-containing protein RICESLEEPER 2-like. The coding region runs from base 1053 to 2594 and encodes 513 amino acids. NCBI's taxonomy places the organism in Eukaryota, Viridiplantae, Streptophyta, Magnoliopsida, Poales, Poaceae. The record is from RefSeq and is a predicted model, not a curated record. The transcript is spliced from 6 exons. Gene Ontology annotation, molecular function: protein dimerization activity; DNA binding.